Messenger RNA from Williopsis jadinii, 897 nucleotides. RefSeq lists its product as uncharacterized. Gene Ontology annotation, molecular function: phosphoric diester hydrolase activity. Bases 1 to 897 code for a protein of 298 amino acids. The record is from RefSeq and is a predicted model, not a curated record. Gene Ontology annotation, biological process: lipid metabolic process. Lineage: Eukaryota; Fungi; Ascomycota; Saccharomycetes; Phaffomycetales; Wickerhamomycetaceae. The transcript has a single exon.
AUGGCGUCUGCCUCGCCAUUGCCUCCUAUAAAGGAGCUACUACCGUCGCUGAAGGGCUCACCAGUGACCCGUUACCAGUCUGACUUCACAAGGGAUAUCUUUGUGAAGCAAAUCCAUUCCCAUAAUGACUACUGGCGAGACGUGCCCUUGUACACGGCGCUCUCGUAUGGAGUCCAGUCUGUUGAGGCAGAUGUUUGGCACUUUGAGGACGACGAGGUGCUCUACGUCGGGCACCACGAGGCUGCUUUGGGCCCACAGCGAACGCUUGCUUCGCUGUAUAUUGACCCCUUGGUUCAGAUCUUGAGCCAGGCAAACCCGGAGAACAAGUUCACCAGCGAGCAAAAGAAGCCAAAUGGUGUCUUUGACACUUGGUCCUCUGCAACGUUGUACCUGUUCAUUGAUGUCAAGACCAAAGGCAACGAAACGUGGCCAUACGUGGAAAAUGCCCUUCAGCCUUUGCUUGAGAAGGGUUGGCUAACCCAGUUCAACGGUACUGAUAUUGUUCCUGGCCCAGUCACGGUCAUUGGAACUGGUAACACACCAGCAGAGUACGUUUCAUCGUUGAGUACAAGAUCCUUCUUUGUUGACGGACCGUUGGCAAACUUGACAGACUCGACACCGUACACUCUGAACCCGAUUGCAUCUGGUUCUUUGGCACAGCUCAUUGGAGUUGACGGAGCUGAUCAGAUUGACAUCAAGGGCCUGAACGAGUCCCAGUUGGGCCUUUUAAACGAGACUGUGACCAAGGCACACUCCAUGGGGAUAAUGACGAGACUGUGGGACGUCCCAUGGUGGCCAGUGGAGAAGAGAAACCAAGUGUGGUCCCAGAUACUGGCUGUCGGUUCUGAUUUCCUCAACGCAGACGACUUGGAACUGGCCUCUGAGUUCCUUAGCUAG